Messenger RNA from Callithrix jacchus (white-tufted-ear marmoset), 13043 nucleotides. Lineage: Eukaryota; Metazoa; Chordata; Mammalia; Primates; Cebidae. The record is from RefSeq and is a predicted model, not a curated record.
GGAAGGGAAGAAGGAAGAAAGGACAGGGAAGGGAAAGGAUGGGAAGAAGGAAAGGGGAGAGAAGGGAAGGGAAAGGAAGAACAAAAGGAAGAAAAGGAGGGAUGGAAGGAGGAAGGAAGGAAAGGAGGAAAGAAGAAGGAAGCAAAUUAAACAGAAAGGAGAGAAAUAAAGGAAGCAAGAAGUGAGGGAGAAAAGCACUCAGGAGAGGUGAAAAGGGAGAGGAAAAAGAAGGAAGGAGAAGAAUGGAGAGAGGAGAAAGGGGAAAGGAAGAAAAAGAAAACAAGUAGAAAUCUACUUAAAUAUAGUGGAGAGUGACACACAGACAUACACAAAAGGCAGGGACUUUCUAGAGAAGAGUCUACAUUCAGAAAAAAGAAUGGCAAGGUUGAUUUUCCCAUACUGUAUGGCUUUUAGCCUGGAAGAGAUUACAAUAACAGCAUUCACAGUGGCUAAAACUCUGCUAGGAACCCCAGAAUUAUUCUGGGCAGUUGUAGCAGAGAUUUCAAGAUGGGAAGGAAACGGAAAGGAGGAGUGGCCCCAAAUUCUAUAUAUUAACUAUGCAAAUUUCUGGCUGAAGAGUGUGUGUGUGUGUGUGUGUGUGUGUGUGUGUGUGUGUGUGUGAGAGAGAGAGAGUCAGACUUCAAGCAACAUAGCUGAACUGAGAUUUUGAAUUGCCACUCAUGAAAUGGGGUUUGAAGUUUGAAUCUUGUUAAAUCAAUUGCCUGUUAAAACAAGCAAACAACAGUGAUGCUUUUCAGGGACCAUAACAAAACCUAAAGAUGACCUAUAUUUACAAUGACAAGCAUGCAAUCCAAAAUUACUUGACAUAUGAGGAAAUAAGAAGUUGUCACUCAUUAUCAAAAUAAAAGACAACAGAAUUCAAUCUAUAGAUGACUGAGGUAUUAGAACUGUGAGAAAAGAAUUUUAAAAUAAUCACCAAUUUUGUUAAAUUACAUGAAGAAAAAAUGUUUAUAAUGAAUGAAAAGGUAGGAAUCUCAGCAGAGAAAUGGAAUGGAAAAGAAUGUAAUGAAAAUUUCAGAAAAGUUUAGUACCUAUAUUUUUAAGAAAAAGUAUAGAAAGGGCUUAGCAGGAAAAUGGGGGUGACAAAGUAAGUAGUAAACUCGAAGAUGGGGUCAUGGCAAUGAUCUAAUCUGAAGAAAAAAGAAAAAAAUCAAAGAAUGACCACAGCCUUAAGGACUGUGAGACAAAAACAGGUCCAAUUUACUGAAGAACCAGAGAAAAUGAGGUAAAAAUAUUCAAAUAAAUAAUAAAUGCAAAGUUAUCAAAUUGCUGAAAACAGUAGAUGUACAGAUAUGACAAUCUCAGUGAAACUCAAGCAGUACAAAUUCAAAGACAAGCAUGUCUAAGAACACAGUAGUCAUACUGUCUGAAACCCAAAAAGAGAAGACAUAUCUGAGAGUAGCAAGAAGAAAACAGUACAUUACACGUGAGAGACCAUGGUUAGUUAACAAAUGACUUCUCAUUAUAAAUUAUGGAUGCCAGAAGACAUUGGCAUAACAUACCAAAAGUGCUUGAAGAGAAAAAAAUGAACUAAGAAUUUUUAUCUGGCAAAGCUAUCUCUUAACAAUAAAGACAAAGCACUUUUUUCAUUUUUAAAAACUGGGAGCAUUUGUCAUAAGUACAUUUGUAAUAUAACAAAUGCUAACGGAUGUUUUUGGCCUAGGGAAAAUAAUGGCAUAAGAAAAUUUGGACCACUAGGAAGGAAUAGAGAACACCAGAAACAGUAAAUAUAUAAAACUAUUUUCACAGUCUGUGAAGCAAAACUGUAGUUUUUAGAAUUGCACAACAAAGAUAUAGAUAGAUAGAUACACACAUACACACACACACACACGUAAUCCAUGUGACAACUACAUCAGGAAGGACGAGGAGAGGGAAAUAGACCUAUAUGAUUGAAGAGUUUCUGUAUUUUAUGUGGCAUGAAACAUUAUUAAUGUUAACUAGCCUGAGAAAAGCUAUGGGUAUAUAUUGUAAUCUCUAGAGCAACUACUAAAACGUUGACAAGAACUCAAAUGUCUUAAUAUUUAUUUUUAAAACCAUGACUGUUACCUCGAUCAAAUCUAAACAAGCGAAUCCAUUUAGUUCCAAUGGAAUAAUCAUUGAAUUGCACUCUUAAUGAAAUCCUUUUGCAUUCUUUUCAGUAUAUUCUGUGUGUGUAUCAGUGAAUCGUAUGACAGAAAUUGCAAUAGUCCAAGAGGAUCUGUAAAGCACUGACUUAGUCACAGUUGUCACUAGAUCUCCAAUUUCACUUUCUUUAUAAGAGAAUGUUCUAUCACUCUUUCACAUAAAAGCACAUACAGAAGUGUGUAUCACAGUAUCGUGUAUAGCGGGACAGGCCAUAGAUGCAGUGGAUAGGCAAAAUGUGGCUGCAGUCACUGAAGUAUUAUAAUGGAGGUAGAAAUGACAAACUGGAAGUAAUGCAGCAGCAGGAACACAUCAUCAAUAUAUAACUGAGUGAAGGAAACCCAAGACAAAGAUCAGGGGUCUCUAAUACAAUACUUAAAUUAAUUAAAAAUAUAUGCACACUCAACAAAAAUACACAUCUUGCAGCAACACAUACAAGCAUUCAUUCAUUCAAACAUAUUUGAAUGACGUUGAUGUGGAAAGAGAAGGGAGUGCAGAAUGAGAUAACAGCAGAUAGAUGAUGAUAGAUAGAAACAAAAAAUGGGAGUAGCCAUGCCUAGAACAUUAAUGACAAUGAAAUAUAACACAUGAAGGUCCUGCCUCUGUUAUUCAUGAAGGUCCAUCCGAAAGAGAAAAGAAAUGGAAUUUUUUGAAUAUUUUUUUACCUUGUUCUGUAUAUCUAGAGAUUUGCUUUCAAACUACUUUUAUAACUUAAACUGCUUAACAGAUUUUGUGAAAAGCCCAUCAAAUUAUGCUGCAGAUUCUUUGCAAUUAAAACUGAAAACUUUAAGCAGAAUAUUUGCAAUGCCCAGUAUAGGCAUAGAGUCAGAUUUUUUCAGCAUCUGCACACAUUCAUAAAACCAAAUGAAAAGUCAUUCCUGGGCUUCACAAAUUUUGAUUUGCACUGCUGCCUAGCAUUCUCGGCCAGAGGCUGACAAACUAUAGCUGACCAGCCAACGGCAGCCCACCAGUUGCUUGAAUUCUCAGCUCAUGCACAGUUCGUUACAUUUUUUAAUGGUUACAUUUUAAAUACUUAUAUCAGUACUACCUUGGCCAGCAAAGCCUAAAAUAUUUACUAUCUUUUUUUUAAGUGGAAGUUUGCUAAUGCCCAAUUUAGAUUCUGGAAACAAAAAUACUUGGUAUUCUUUCCUUUACAAGACUUGUGUUCCAGAUUAGAAGAAAAGGUUUUGGAAAGUUAUUUCAGCCAAAGGAGGAAUCUGCCACUAUCUAGCAACCCUGAAGUAGAAUAUGAGGAAAUAUGCUGCUGGUUGAGUAAAAAAUAUUAAUUAGGUAGUAGACAUCAAAGGUCAUUGAAGAAUAAUUAAAGGAGUAGAUAAUAAGAUUAGCCCUGGAGUUCAAUGAUUAUGACAGAUUAUGUUCUUCAAGAUGGAUAGGACAAAAUCUGCCUUCCCACACAAUUUUCUUGCAAUGUGGCAUUGACACCUCUCCCAAUGAGAGUUCGGGUCUAUUUUGUCCCUUGAAUCCAGGCUUGCCAGGACCAUGAAGGACAUAAUACUAUGUAACUUCCAAGGCUGUUGAUAAAAGAAGAUAGAGUUUCUGCCUAGUCUUUUUGGGUGAGUUGCUCUAGAGAUCCUCCACCAUGUUGUGAGGAAGCCCCUAACAUAUGGAGAGGCCUCAAGUAGGAGUUCUACUGAACAAUCCCAGCUGACACCCAGUAUCAACUAACAAGCAUGCGAGUGGAGAAGGCUUCAAGGUAUGUUUAGCCCUAGCCACCAUUUGGCUGCAAUCCACGUGAAAGAUCCCAGGCAAGAGCCAGGAGAGAUAAUAACUAAUUGAGUGUUGUUGUUUAGAUCACAGAAUUUGAAGGUAGUUUUGUUGUUAUUGUUAUUGUUUUUGUUUUGUUUUUUUGUUUUUGCGUCGUAGAUAAUCAAAACAACUAUUUAUAGUCUCUCUUACUGAGGAUAUUCUAAACAUUGUUCAAAGUAUCACCAACUCAGCCCUAUACAGAGAGGCCACUGUUACAAAUGAGUACUUGGCCUGUCUGAUUUCAUAAUACCUUGGCAGCAUCAGGUAUCACUGGAAGUUGCUACCUACAACUAGUUUAUGAAGCCUCAUGAGCAGAAGGAAAUGGACGCAUUAGGAAUCUUCACAAAGCAUGACAAAUCAUAUCCAUCAAAUUGGUAAUAAACUAACUAUUUUGUCAUGUAGGUACUGCUGGAGUAAGCCAGAAUUGGAGCAAAUAAUAUAAUUCAAAACUUCUUUCCCCUAUGCAAUAAUGUAUACAUAAGUCUAACUCCUUAACAAACAAUAAUAUAGAAUUUGUUCUGAAAAAUAAGCAUAUUGCUUCAUUUAAAAUAUUGAAGCUUGCUUUCAUACAACCCUUUCUACAAAGAUAAGGCUUGAGAUAUGGAUCUGUAAUUUGGGGGUGUAAUGAAAGGAAAACAGUUGUAAUGUCAUCUUUAUUGAAUUUUCCUGAAAUGUGUCUGUCCAAAGACAGAAAAUACGUAAUAAAAUCUUUUCUAACAGUGUAAAACAAUAUUUUUGAUUUCAUGUCUGGGUUGAUAGAGUUUCUUAUGCUUGAAAUGACAUUGAAGUAAACCGCCAGAAAAGACUUUUGAAAUUUUUUUUUUUUUUAACAAGGACAAACCCAUGACAUUUUUACAAAGCCUUUGGUCUUAACCUUGGAAAUCUGACUGCUUAGGAUAAAGGCAGAGAAAAUGAGCAAGAAAGCUCUAAAGGCCAACGCCAAUGAUAAAGAGCUUUCCUAAAGAAUUGUCACUUUGGUUAUGCUGGUCUUCCUGAAUAUGAAUAAGAAAUAAAAUAACAUUUGAUGUUUGAAAUUAUGAGGUAAUCUCAAUGACGAAAAUAGAUGAGCAGGAAAAGGGAACGAAUGCCUGAUUCAUUAUAUUCAUGAAGAUGGCAAAGGUUUAUAUAGCCACUAUCUGGGAAGGAGAAAACCGUAAGACUUCCAGAUCCUCCCUGGUGAGGUGUGACUCUCGCAACAAUCACCAACAUGAACAUCGAAGCGUCGCCAUGGAAAGGGUCCCUCCUGCUGCUGCUGGUAUCAAACCUGCUUCUGUGGCAGAGUGUGACUCCCUUGCCCGUCUGUCCCGGCGGGGCUGUCAGAUGCCAGGUGACCCUUCGAGACCUCUUUGACCGCGCCGUCGUCCUGUCCCACUACAUCCAUAACCUCUCCUCAGAAAUGUUCAGCGAAUUUGAUAAACGGUAUACCCAAGGCCGGGGGUUCAUUAGCAAGGCCCUCAACAGCUGUCACACUUCUUCCCUCGCUACCCCCGAAGACAAGGAGCAAGCCCAGCAGAUCAGUCAAAAAGACUUUCUGAGCCUGAUAGUCAGCAUACUGCGAUCCUGGAAUGAGCCUCUGUACCAUCUAGUCACGGAAGUACGCGGUAUGCAAGAAGCCCCGGAGGCCAUCCUAUCCAAAGCCAUAGAGAUUGAGGAGCAAUCCAAACGGCUUCUAGAGGGCAUGGAGCUGAUACUAAGCCAGGUGUGGAUCAUAAGGAGACUCUCCCUGGCUGCCGAAAUAUCAUUUUUAGAGAAGCAAUGCAGUAACUCCCGAACUAUCGCCCAAAAUUUCCAGUGGGUGCUGUGGAAGAGCCCUCUCCUGCCCUGCUCAUGGCUAACUACCUGUAACAAGACAAGUAAGGGCUUUUCCCUGGAUUUUUUCAAACUGGAUCGGAAGAGAUGCCUCUUAGACUCUCGUGCCACAGAACUGCUGUUGUAGGGUAAGUCUGACACAUCCAUGGCUGUGCUGUCCACACACAGGUUAAGAAGGAGCAUCAUCAUUGGGAGAUGUGUUCUUCAGAAGCAGAUGCUGAGAUAAAUUUGGGCAUAUUGGGUAUUUUUUAGGGAUCAAUGCCUAUGAAUCCUUCGUGCGGGUUGGGGCCUGGGGAAACUGGCAGGAGAGAAGCCUCUCCUUUAUUUUCAACCAAGGGAGGAAUUCCAGCUCCUAGGGAGACGUAUGGGCUACUACUACAGGCUCCAAAGUUUCAGAACACUCUGGUUUCAAAAUUUUGAGGUGCCUUUGUCCAGGUUCUAUAGUUUCAAAUAGAAAAAUCUCAUUUUUCCCAACCAGGGGCUGAUGUUUACCUAACAGCCUGCCUUCGUUUGAGUAUUUUCCCUUAUCAGGAGUUGGCCACUGUUAAGCCAGGUCCUGGUCCAGCUUUUUCUUCCCUCCUAUUGUAGAAAGUGGAUUCCCUGUGAGAGACCACAGAAGUCCUCUGGCUUUCACACUUGGUUUCCAUUAGCUGUCAAUCACCUUCACCUUUUCAUUAAUUUUUUUCUGGAAGAGUGGUUUUCAAAGGAGGGUCCCAGAGCCAACAGCACCAGUAUCACAUUGAAGUUGUUAACAAUGCAAAUUCUUUGGCUCUACCUCAGACCCUCUUGAUUAGAAACAUUACGCUGGAGCCCAGAAACCUGUGUGUUUUGCCAGUGUCCAGGUGAUUUUGAUGCAUGCUAGAGUUUGAGAAUCACAGAUUUAGAAUAUCAAUAUCACGUAGCAAUAGUCAUUGGAUAUCAUGUCCUAGUUACGCAGUCCUAAUAGCUCUCAAAUGCCUGACAGAUCGUGCCAGUUGGUGCCUUCUUUUCUACUGAAAUGCUGUCCCCAGUCAGCUCUGUGGUGACUUUUAACAAUUGGAACUCUGACUUGUGCUACAUGUUGUUGGAACUCCCUGUGCCCAGAGAUUGAGCACUUUUAAAGGUAGAACUCGUAUAAGUUGGGAUUCUACCACUGGCCACUAAACAAAUUUUGACUAAUGUAUAUUAAACACCUUAUGUAUACCUGUGGGAAUGUAUUUUUUAAGCAAUGUUGAUAAUAAUCAUCUAGUACCACAUAAUUACAUAGUGCAUUGCUAUUUCAAAAGCUCUUUCCUAUGUCACUUUAUGUGAUUUUAAUGAGAAAGCCAUGAGGGGAAGGGCAAGGCUGAUUCAACUGUAGAUGCCCAUGGCUUUCUAUAUCUUUGAAUAAUAUUUUAUUUUUCUUUUAUGUCAAUUGGAAAUACGAUAAGGUUAAAUAAGGUAGAAACUUCUGGUUGUUCCUAGUAGUGUAAGAUGCUCUCAUUCUUUCAUUGCCUUUAAUUGAAACUUGCUCCUGUAAUCUCAGGAGAACUGAAGAGAUAAAGACCUGUCCUCUGACUUCCUCAGAGACCCUUCCUGCAGCAUGUGCUGUCACUAAGAUGACACAUCCAUCCACAAGGCAUAUGACAGUGUUCAAUGACAAUAUUCUCCGCAGUUACUCUGGGUGCAUACGCAGUUUCCAAGUGACACACUUGAUCCUAUCAUUCUGGCAGUACUCACAUUUAAUAGCAAUCACCGCUCUCAACUAACUGUGAUUUACAUCAGCUGUUAAGUUAGGCGAAUACAUUUUUUCAUCACACAGUUUCUGUAUUUUGCAGCUACGUUCUUGGUCUCUAGGUCUUUGAAACUGAAAUCACCAGUGUUUAUUCCUGGAGAUGUUUUGAAGCUAUUCCAACUGAUUAACGAGAAAACACUUGUUUACAUGCCUCACAAAAGACUGGUGUUAAAUUAGAUAUCAUGGUAGAGACAAGAAAAUGUAUAAAACGUGUUCUCAUUCUAAGGUGAGUUUUCCAGGUUGGGUUCCCUAAAUUCUGAGCCUGACAUGCAAAUUCUUGUGCAAGUGAUUCAUUGAGGGAAUGUUUUCAGGAGAACCCUGCAAAGGGUAAGGGAAACAAGGUGGGGCAGGGAAAGAUGAGGUUUCAGAAAACAUCUAGCCUCAGAUUUUUCCCGUGGCAAAAUCCUAGACAGUGAAUCCCACAGCGGAGUUUGUCCUACACAGAGGGGACUCCAUGAGUCAGUCAUUGGCUGUGGAUUGCUUCCAGGGUUUGAGACACAGUAUCCCCAGAUAUCUUAGGGGAGUCGAUCCCCAUCAACCAAGGGCAAUCUUCUAGAAAAGGUUGCAGGUCUGAACAUGUGCCAGCCCACACCUGCAGCAGCUGGGGAGAGGGUGCAUAAGCCUGGUAAAGGGAAAUCAAAUAGGACAACACCACCAUCACUUAGAUAAGAAAAUUAUCUGCAAUUCUAGCAAUAAUGAUGGUGAUGUUAAUAGCCGACUCUUGUACAGUGCCUAAGUUAACACUGUUUUAAGUGUUUCACAGCUAUUGAAUUAUUUAAUCCUCAAAACACCUGUGAAACAGGUCAUAUUAUUAUCCCAUUUAUAGGUGAGAAAAUUGUAAAUAGUCAUCAUCUUGGAAAUGACGUAGGACACAAGAUCUAGUCACACCAAGGCCCAGUGGAAAAUAUAACCUAGACAAUGUGUCAGUGGGGGAAAGAAUAGGCUGGACCUGGUGAUUAUUUGGAGGAUGACCUUCCAGAUAGAAGUAAACAUUAAGACUUACACUGUACUCAAGAGGAUAUCGAUAUCAAUGAUGAAAGUUUAUCACUCAUAGUGCACAGAAUACUCUCAUCAAAAGUCUAACUUCAACGAAGAUGUUGUGAGAUAAGGGUUUGGAUUCCCGUUUUAGAGAACUAAAGACUAAUUAUCAGAAUUUGUGAUCAACUUGAUGACACUCAGAAGGAGUGUCCUAGAUGGGUCUCCAGACCGGAUCUUUGCUGCCCAGAUGGGAACACUUUGAAUAGCUACCACUACAGUAGAAAAGAUUAAACGUUUGAAGACUGUAAUGGAUUGAAUCAUAUUCCCUCAAAAUUCAUGUGACUGUAUUUAGAGAUAGGGCCUUUACAAAGAUAAUUACGGUAGAUGAGGUCAGAGGAGUGAGCCCUAAUCCAAUAUGAAUGGUGUCCUGAUAAAAAGAGGAAGCAACAAUUAGGGAUGAGCUUGCCCAGAGAAAGGGCUACAUGAAAACACAGUAAGAAGGCAGUCAUCUGCAAACUGAGAGAGACCUCAGGAGAAGCUGAACUGACAGCUCAAUCUGGACUUCCAGCCUCCAGGACUGUGAAGAAAUAAACUUCUGUUGUUUACGUCAGUUGCUCUGUGCUAUUUUGUUAUGGCAUCCCUUGCUGACGAACACAGAGACCAAUGUUAAAAAGACCUGGUGACUGAAGUACUUAUCACUAAAUAUAUUGUACACACCAUUGAUCUUCAAAAGACAGCUGAUCUAUACACACAGUUCAGCCUAAUAUUACCAACUAUAUGUUAUGGCAGGGCUGCCCUAACAACGUACCACAAGCUGAGUCGCUCAAACAAUAAAAAUUAAUUUUCUUACAAUUUUGGAAGAUAGGAAUCCCAGAUAAAGGUGACAGCGGGGUAGGUUUCUCCUGAGGCCUCUCUCCUUGGCUUGCAUGUGGCCGUCCUCUUCCUCUGUCUUCACACAGUCUUCCUUCUGUGUCUGUGUCCUAGUCUCUCCUUCUUACACACUGGUCAUAUGGGAUUAAGGCCUACCCAGAUGACCUCAUGUUAACUUAAUGACCUUCUUAAAGACCCUAUCUCAAAAUACAGCUACAUUCUAAGCAACUAGGGGGUAAGGCUUCAACAUAUGAAUUUGGGAGAAAGGCACAAAUUCAGCUCAUAACACUGAUCAUUUCUUAGAAAAACUCCAAGUACCUUCUAGAUGUAACAUGUCCCUUUCCUGAGAACAUGAACUGCGGAUGUUUCCUUUGUGUAGUUAUCUUGCUUUAUACCAAGUGACUUGUCAAGAAAUCUAUAGCUGAUUGGGUAAGUGGCUCAAUCACAGGGAGUUUUAUAGAAAUAGUGUUGCCACAGAACUCUACCUAAUAACAUUGCUUUAAAUCGAGCAGGGCUAAUCAACCCAAACGUACCCUUUCUUUUUGUGAAUUUGAAUUCAUAACAUACAAAGAGAUAGAAGUAUGCGAUCCAAGACGAAGCAGAAACCGAGAUGCUGGAUCGUCAGGGUGGUGAAGUGAUAGAGCUGGGAGCCACGGAUGCCAUCUGGGCUGAAACUUGCCUCUUUGGCCUCAGAUCCAUUCUCUAUAUUUCUCCAGCACUGAUGUCUAUCACUAACUCCUGAUUAUGUUAAGCUGAUGGAAGGCACUGGUAGGAGAUGUGGCUGCAGGAAGAAGGGAAAAGCCAGCUUACUUUUCCUUCUCUUCCUGUCUCAGUUGGUGUCCCUGACAGAGGCUAUAUAACCUUAUGAUUCCAGCUCAUGCCUGAGAGCACCUCAUUUGAUAGCACAACCUCCCACCAGGCAGGCCCACCAUGGUUCAGUUUUCCUGCAGGUGGAACCGGUUUCAUCCAGUUUUCCGCCAUGCUUUGUGGUGUCUUAUAACACCACCUUCUCUCUUUGUCUUUCCAGCUCUUGGGGUGACAGCAGAGUAUUGUUGUUUCUAAUGGGACCCUCCAUUGCCUGCUGAUCUUCUUGCCUUUUCAUGGCUUGUGAAAUCAAUUCCUAUAUUAAAUUCCUUCUUCUUGAAGCAUCUAGAGAGGUUUCCUGUAUAGACUACAAUGCCAUACUUUGCUAAGGAGAUAAAUUCUAGAGUUGCUCUCUAGAAACCAACUAUUCUACCCUAAAAAAUGAUAAAGAACAUUCUGCUUUCAAUCUUUGGUAUGUGUUGCAGCAUUAGGUUUUGGAGUUUCUUUCCUUUCCCAUAGGCCCUACAGUAUUUAUUUAAGAUUUGACAUAGCCUGAACGUAUCUAUUCUUGCGACCUGAGCAUCCGGGAUAACUCAGGCAAUGACUUGUAAGGGAACGGUCUUAUUUUCUUUUAAAGGUGAAUGGUUUAAUCAGACUACCACAGACGGGUUUAAAUUAAAAGUAGACCCUAAUUGCAGUCUCCUGAUUAUUUACAUGGAAGUUUAUUCCUUUUAUCCAUUUACCAGCUGGAAUUCUUAGACUCAGCCUCAGUGGGAAGGGGAAACUCUGGUUGGAAUAUAAACACAUUUCAUGGCUUCAGUAGUAUUUCUUACUGUACAAUAGAGAUGCUCAAGGUAUUUAUUAGUUAGCCACAUUUCUUUAAGAGCCUCAGAAUUGAAUUCAAGAUAUUGCUAUGUCAGAACCAUGGAAAAAGCUAGAAUAGCUGCUUGAUCUUUUGGAAGGGAACAUGAGCAAUCUGGAGUUAAGGCAUCUAUAAUUCUUUUAAGUCCCAUAGGAGAUUCUAAUAUACUUCCAGUGGUGAGAAACACUAGUCUAUAUUGGUAGAACAAAAUAAUGUCUUUUGAUAUUUUUUCCUAAUUAUCCUCGCUGAAUGGUAGGUUUUCUUGCUCUGAGUUGAUGUGUGAUAUUAAAAGAAUAUUUCAAAGAAUAAAUGAUUUUGCAUUGUAAUAUGGUUUGGCUCUGUGUCCCCACUCAGAUCUCAUCUUGAACUGUACUCCCAUAAUUCCCAUGUGUUAUGAGAGGAACCUAGUGGGAGAUAAUUGAAUCGGGGAGCAUUUCCUCCAUACUGUUCUCCUGGUAGUGAGUAAGUCUCACGAGAUCUGGUGCUUUGAUAUGAGGAAACACAUUUCACUUGGCUCUCAUUCUCUUCUCUUGUCUGCCACCAUGUGAGAUGUGCCUUUGACCUUCUACCAUGAUUGUGAGGUCUCCCCAGCCACAUGAAACAGUUUCAAGUCCAAUAAACCUGUUUCUUUUGUAAAUUGUUCAUUCUCAGGUAUGACUUUAUCAACAGCAUGAAAACUGACGAAUACACAUUGUUUUAAAUUAAAUUCAUAUGAAUAACAUGGCAUCAGAUUGGCACAGAGUAGAAAACCACAUAAAAGAAUGUAGCAUGUUUUAUGGGAUGUCAGCAUAUGGGGCAUGCCAAGUUGAAUCCCAGACCAAAGUUAAGUCAAGAGGAAGAUAGCAGUAUGACUGUCUCAGACCGUUACAUGCCAGAAACUGCACAUCACUUGUUGCCGCACAACUGCUAUGAUUUCAACGUUCCCUCCAGAACUCAUGCUGAAAUUUAAUCCACAAUAUGGCAGUACUGAGAAGUGAAAGUCCUUAAGAGAUGAUUAGGUCAUGAGGGUAAGAUUAAUCCAUUCACGGAUUAAUGAGCUAAUGGAUUAAUGGGUUAUCAUGGGAAUGGGACCAGUGGCUUUGUAAGAGAGGAAGAGAAAUCUGAGCUAGCACACUCAGCCCCCUCACUAUGUGAUGCUCUCAAUCACCUUGGGAAUGUGAAGAGAGUCCCCACCAGCAAGAAGGCCCUCAUCCACUGUAGCCCCUUAACCUUGGAGUUCUCAGCCUCCAUAAUUUAAGAAACAAAUUCCUUUUCUUUAUAUAUUACCUAGUUUCAAGUAUUCUGUUAUAAGCAACAGAAAAUGGACUGAGAUAACCACUUAAGAAACAUCCUCAUUAAAUUUCAUGAAGGGAGUUUAUAAGUGGUGGCUUACAGCACUGUUAGCUGACAGGCACUGAAGUCAUGCUUAUUGUAACACAACUCUGCUGGGCAGGAAGGAGGACAACCCAAGCCGUCUGCUGCACAUCAUGAUGAGGGGAGUGACCAAACACUAGUUGAACAGAUGAAAUAACUGAGAGGCAGCCAAGCUGUCUGGUGGUAUAAGACUGGUGAGUAAGAAGAGCAAACAAAUCUUCCUAGGCAUGGAAUAGACAAGAAGAGCAGUGAUGACUCACUGAAAGAGCCUGUGAUUAGAUUCUCCAUCCUUGGGAAAGAUCAGGCUGUGCUAACCUGCUUUCAGAUUCAGAGAGGUGCAGCAAACCUGCAUGGAGUGGGGCUGAGAGUCCUGGUGAGGAGCUUACUGACAGAAGGGACCUGAAUACUUCCUGAAAAGCAGCACAUUCCCAGGGAAUGAGAGAAUCCAGGAUUUGGAAGUGCGGGGUUUUCUCUGCAUUUGCCAUUACCUGGUGAUAAUGACCCAACGGUGGGUUUUCACAUCAAGUUAGAUGAGUAGCGUCUUUUGGAAAAAGGAACAGCCAGGAGGCACAAGGGGAAAUGGUGCCAAGAGUGUGAGUCUGAGAUUUUUCACACAGGUUCUGUGGCCACCUAUUUUCUUAAUGUGGUCUGUUUGGAUUAUGCUCCUCUAUUGCUUUCCAUCGAUGCUUCUUUCUUACGGAGGAG